GGAUCCAACAAGCACCGGCAGAGGAAGGUUGCAAAGGUGCUAAAGCAGCUGCUUGCCAUGGCAUUUGGAAUGCUCAUCUACAUUUUGCUGAAAGUCAGCAUCUGUUUGCAUUACACAGCAAUGGGGGCACUGAGUGAGGAGGCGGCUCUCACUGCUUCAUCCCUCAGCACAGAACUGUGGAAUAGCUGGACGAAAAACAACACUGAAGCAUACUAUGCCGAGCAACCAAGGCUCCUGAAGCUCAUGCAGACCUGUCUGGAGGAACACCACAGUUAUUGCAUAAACGGGCUCUGUGCUUUCCACAGCGAACUGAGGAAACCCAUAUGCAAGUGCCUUGCGGGUUACAAUGGAGAGAGGUGUGAACAUUUAACACUGAAUUCCUAUGCGCAUAAUUCUUAUGAGCGCUACAUUGCUGUGGGAAUUGGCAUAGGAAUACUCACAAGUGGGAUACUUGCAAUCAUCUACUGCUAUGUAAGAAAGAGAUGCAGGAAAUUGAAAUCUCCCUACAAAGUCUGCAUGGGAGAGACAGCGCUGUGAAGCCCUGGCAUCGAGAUGCUUACCAGUGCGUCUGUAAACAAGAGGCAGUUCUGUUUGGAGGGCAACUCCACACAGUCUAGCAGUGCCCCAGCCUCGCUGAUGGGAUGAAAUAAAGGGAAUGACAGAGUGAGGGCAUGAAUGGAGCUCCUGCAGAACUGAUGGGCUCCAUUUGCUUCUGAAGAAAGACUUACUGUUUUUAGACAAGGUUGCUAGAUGAGCGGGUCAGAACAGCGGAGAAUACUUGCAGCCUUCUCAACGCUCUCCUGUGCUUCAGAUUUGCUGAGGGGAGGAUUGAUUUCUUUCACCUAUUUUCAGUCAUUUCAAGCCCUGCUGGGGUAAUUCUGCUCUGCUCUUUUCUAUCUUUUUUUUUUUCCCUUCCCCUUUCCGCUCUGGAGGAGAACGAUAACCUGUUUCACAACGGAGCUGUAUUCUGAACAUCACGUGCUGAUGAGAAGCUGUCUGGAUUCUGCUGUCGCAAUGUUGACUGCCUUUCAAAAGGGACUGGACAUCUUUCUUCCAAUGGAUUAUUGAGUGCACUCACAACAAAGAGCACAACUCCUCCCAAACAUCGUAGGGUGGCUCAUUACAUUCCUGAAACUUAAAGCAAACCUUGCCUUGCUGCACUGUGAUUUCAGAGCGAGACUCUAGUUGCUACAGAAGCUGGAAUUAUGUUAUGAAAUUUGGUAGAGCUUUGCCAAGGAAGCAGAACCGCUUCACUCCUUUCUCAUAUUACAUGUACAAUGGGAUCACUCAAAUAAGAAAGAAAUGAGCAUAGGGAUUUUGUUCCACCCCAGCCAGACAGGUUAUUUAUUAUCAGGUGCUUGUUUUGCUUCGUCUUUCCUACAAAGAAGUGCAAAGGCAAGAAGAGAAGAUUUUGUUCAAGGAGAAGGGAAGAAAAUUGGUUCCAGUGAUGGUGACACUAACUGUGAUUUCUCACUGACAUUUGGAGUUACCUGCCAAUGCUAAUGGGAUUGGAGAUGGCUCCCAGAUACUUUUUUCAUUUCAGCUGUUGCACGUUGUAGACACAUCUUCCAUGCUUAGUCAUCUACAAGGAAAAGACAGUUAGGUACCUUGGCAAUCUUUGUGAUUGUUGUGGAAUGAUACGGGCUCCUAAUUUAGGUGAAAUGCUGAGAAGUUUAAUUUCUUUGUUCUGUGAGUUCGUUUUUACCAAAUGAUGAAUAUAAUUCCUUUAUUAAAACAAAACAAAAAAACAAAACAAAAAACAUCCGUGUAUUUAUAAGACUACAAUGGUAGUGCUGAAAUGUAUAUGAAAGAGUGGGUUUUGAAAGGGUAAAUGUGCUUUAGCACUUGGCUGGUCUGAAGUUGGUGGCUUUUCACAUGGGGGCUCCUGGUCGGUAGCUGAAUACUGAACUGAAAUGCCUAUUAAAAACUGCAUAUGAUCAGGAAAGCACAAGUGAGAUAUCUUCCUCUGAGAAAGCUGUCAUUGCUCGUCAGUCCAAAAGAGGAAAAACUGCAAAACAUUUGUCAUGCAGGUUCAUCUUCUUCUCCAGAAUGUCUUUUCCUGCUGUCACAGAGCGGCGGGUUUUUGUGUGUGUGUUUUAACCAUUUGUGAAUCCUCUCGUUGAUGUAUUUGACUAUCUAGUAGUGCUCCUUGAAAGAAAAUUACUUGUUGCAGUGAGAUGCUCUGUACCUAGAGAAAGGCAUAGCGACUUUUUCUGUUUUGAUAAAUGAAGGUGUAUUCUGAAAAGGAAGCUGUAUUUCAAUUUGGGAGAAAGUUCAA
This is a messenger RNA of Gallus gallus (chicken), 2278 nucleotides long. It is a transcript of the gene EPGN, whose product is annotated as epithelial mitogen. The record is from RefSeq and is a predicted model, not a curated record. The transcript is spliced from 5 exons. NCBI's taxonomy places the organism in Eukaryota, Metazoa, Chordata, Aves, Galliformes, Phasianidae. Gene Ontology annotation, biological process: positive regulation of cell population proliferation; epidermal growth factor receptor signaling pathway; positive regulation of mitotic nuclear division. Bases 58 to 537 code for a protein of 159 amino acids.